Panicum hallii is the source of this 1519-nucleotide messenger RNA. RefSeq names its product probable cytokinin riboside 5'-monophosphate phosphoribohydrolase LOGL5. The record is from RefSeq and is a predicted model, not a curated record. The transcript is spliced from 3 exons. Gene Ontology annotation, biological process: cytokinin biosynthetic process. Gene Ontology annotation, molecular function: hydrolase activity, hydrolyzing N-glycosyl compounds. The coding region runs from base 264 to 1202 and encodes 312 amino acids. Lineage: Eukaryota; Viridiplantae; Streptophyta; Magnoliopsida; Poales; Poaceae. Gene Ontology annotation, cellular component: cytosol; nucleus.
GAAGCAUUCCAAGCGGCAGCCGCACCCGCGCGUGUCUGAAUGAGACGCAGGGGAAGGGAACGAUGGGACGGCCCGCCUGCUACUUACUGCUAGAUAGGGCCAGCAGCAGCAAGCGCUAGCUGCAUACGCAUCCCUUGCUUUCCUUGCCUGCCUGCCCGCCCGCUGCCAUCCUAUCUAUAUAUCCUCCAAUUCAAUCCAAUUCCUUGUUUGAUUGCUUGCCUCGCCUGCUCCUCCUAUCCGGGAGCCGGCAGGAGAAGGACUAGAUGGAGCAGCAGGUGGUGCCGGCGGCGAACAAGAACAAGUCGUCAUCGUCUUCUCGGUUCCGGCGGGUGUGCGUCUUCUGCGGCAGCAGCCCCGGGAAGAAGGCGGCCUACCAGCUCGCCGCCGUCCAGCUCGGCCGACACCUGGUGCGUACGCCGCCGCCGCCACCCCUCAAUUUCUGGGUGGGUUGGUUGGUUUGGUUUGUUCAUUCCGCUGCUAGAAAAGAUAGCUGCUGCCCAGCAGCCAAGGGGAGAAAGGCAAGGCAAGGAAAGAGGGGGAUCCAGAAAAGGCCAAAUCGCUCGCAGAUACCAAUGGAAUGGAUAGUAGGCGGCGCCUUGCUUUUGCUUCGGGACACAUGUGUACACGACCAAUCCAUCAAUCAAUCAUGCAGUGUGGAGCGCGGCAUCGACCUGGUGUACGGCGGCGGCAGCGUCGGGCUGAUGGGUCUCGUCUCCCGCGCCGUCCACAGCGGCGGCGGCCACGUGCUGGGGAUCGUGCCCAAUGCCGUGCUGCCGCGGGAGCUCAUCGGCGACACGCCGGGGGAGCUCAAGGACGUGUCCGGGAUGCACCAGCGGAAGGCCGAGAUGGCGCGCAACUCCGACGCCUUCGUCGCGCUCCCGGGUGGGUACGGCACUCUGGAGGAGCUCCUUGAGGUCAUCACCUGGGCUCAGCUGGGCAUCCACAGCAAGCCGGUGGGCCUGCUCAACGUCGACGGCUACUACGACUCGCUGCUCUCCUUCAUCGACAAGGCCGUCGAGGAAGGCUUCGUCACCCCCGCCGCGCGCCACAUCGUCGUCGCCGCCCGCACGCCCCACGACCUGCUCGCCAAGCUCGAGGACUACGUGCCCGUGCACGACGCAGCCUCGCCCAACCUCACAUGGGAGACGAUGGAGCAGAUCAAGUCAUCCGACACCAAGAACAUCUCAUGCUUCUCACGCUAGCAUGAUGCACAUAUCUAUAUAAACCCAUUCACAACAACAACAACUAAUUAUAUUGGAUUGUUGUUUUCCCGCUAAUUAUUACUACUAAUCUUUCUUUUCAAAAAAAUUAUUACUACUAAUCAAUCUAUGAUGAGCCAGCUCCAACAGUACAUGCAGCACGUAGUCAAUCCCUCGGUUCAUUUUCUUGCUUCUUAAUUUAUUUAUUAUUAUCUUUCUCUCUGUAAAUGUAUACACUUACUAUUAUUAAUACUCCUAUAUGGUGAUUCGCCCUCAGCAUUAUUGCUGUGCUGUAAUAUAAUGUUACUGUAUUUGUCCUA